Labeo rohita (rohu) is the source of this 4479-nucleotide messenger RNA. It is a transcript of the gene p2ry4, whose product is annotated as pyrimidinergic receptor P2Y4. Gene Ontology annotation, molecular function: G protein-coupled UTP receptor activity; G protein-coupled purinergic nucleotide receptor activity. Gene Ontology annotation, biological process: G protein-coupled receptor signaling pathway; transepithelial chloride transport. The transcript has 2 exons. Lineage: Eukaryota; Metazoa; Chordata; Actinopteri; Cypriniformes; Cyprinidae. The record is from RefSeq and is a predicted model, not a curated record. The coding region runs from base 586 to 1680 and encodes 364 amino acids. Gene Ontology annotation, cellular component: plasma membrane.
ACAGCACCGUGUGCAUUGGGAUUAAGCGUCGUAUAAUUUAUCUUAAAUUAUUUUAUCAUAAAACUGGGUUGUAUUAUUUAUGAGGGCCAACAGAUAAUGUUUAAAGGACGUGUGAGAUGAGCUUCGACUGUAAAUGACUGUCUGUGUGAUGGAGAGAAGAUGGAAGAAACCGAUAAGAGCGUGAUAUGAUAUACUGAUAUGAAUUCAAGCGAUUCAGCUUUAAGGAAUAUUAGAAAAACAAGGGUUCCUCUUUUAGAUUAAUAAAACUUUGUUUUUUAAUACCUUAGCAAGAUUCUCGUUGAAUUAAAAAAAAUGAUGAGAUUUUUUAAUCGAUACCUGUUACUAAAUACUGAUGAAUCUUGAGGAGCUGAAGGGAGAGACUCAGUUUGGCACGGAUUCCCCGCCCCUCGGUUUAUUCGCUCACCUAGUCCAGCGGGAUCAGAUCGACCACUCUCUGUCCGAUAAAUCUGGAUGUGUAAAUCUUUUAAACAAGUUGAAUGGUUUUUGAACCAUUAGCGUCAACCUAAGUUCAUGUUUUGAUCUGUGAAGCGACGUGUUUACCUCGUUCAACUCAGUGAACGAGAAAUGAAUUCACUCUUAAGGAAAAGCGUCUCAGGGAAUAUGUCUCUUCCUUUCACCACACUGAUGCCGAUCUCUGAGAAGGAAGUGAAUUUCAGCUGUGUCUUUGAUGAGGAGUUCAAGUACAUUCUGCUACCUGUAUCAUAUUCCCUGGUGUGUUUCCUGGGACUGAUACUUAACUCUGUGGCUCUCUGGAUGUUCAUCACUAAGAUGAGGCCCUGGAAACCCAGUACUGUUUAUAUGUUCCAUCUGGCGCUGUCAGAUACGCUCUACGUGCUGUCCUUGCCUAUGCUGAUAUACUACUAUGCAAAUCGCAGCCACUGGCCUUUUGGGGUUUUUCUCUGUAAGAUUGUACGGUUUCUUUUCUAUUCUAACUUGUAUUGCAGCAUCCUGUUUCUCACUUGCAUCAGUGUGCACCGCUAUCUUGGUAUCUGUCAUCCCAUUCGCACUCUGACUUUGGUAAAGCCACGCCAUGCUCAUAUGGUGUGUGGUUUUGUCUGGACAACUGUGAUAGCUUGUCUGGUGCCCACGUUGAUUUUUGUAAACACUUCUCAGAGAGGAAAUGACACUUUGUGUCAUGACACCAGCCGUCCGGACGAAUUCAACAACUACGUAACCUACAACUCAGUGCUGAUGGUCUUGCUGUUCAUCCUGCCAUUUCUGGUCAUAAUGGUUUGCUACUGUUUAAUGGCCCGGGCCCUUUGCCAACCUCGAAAGGGCCUGUCCCAAAGUCAACAGAGCUCAUCACGGAAGAAGUCCAUUAAACUUAUCAUAGUAGUGCUGGUUGUGUUUGCGAUCUGCUUUGUACCCUUCCACAUCACCCGUUCGCUGUACUACGGCUAUCGUAUUCUAGACGCAAAUUGCCGGUCCCUUAAUAUCGUCAACUUUGCGUAUAAAAUCACUCGCCCGCUUGCAAGCAUGAACAGCUGUUUGGACCCUGUCCUCUACUUCCUGGCAGGGGAUCACUACCGCUCGAAACUCCUCAGAGCGUUCACCAGACAAACUCCGAAUACUCGUUCUACUGCGUACGCGCACGAAAACAACAUCGGGCCCGUCUUAAAGAACUCACAUGCCCAUGCUGGCACUGAGACGAGACUCUAAAGCCACGUACCCAUACAUUUUGGGUAAUCUUUUAAAAAGCAGUUUUGGGAGGCUGCCUCAAAUUUCGUAAGACAUCCCAAGUGUUCUCUAUCAACAGUCAAGUUUUGUUCAAUCCAGUCUCGUUGUAACACUACGGCGUAGAUAAAAGUAAAGGAAUCUCUUUGGAGAAAGGACGUGGUUUGCUUUCUUUGUGCACUCCUAAUGUUUUUUGAUUGACUGUUAAUGAUUGCUGGUAAUGUAGUGCAGCUCGUUUUAUCCAAUCACUCCUGGUAACCUGUAAUGUUGAAGUUUCUCACUGUUGGUCAAGGACACAACUUGGCAGUGUUGGGGUUCUGUCAACACUGAAAACAAAACCUACUCUAUAUCCCAGAGAUGGACUCUGUCCUGUGUCUGUUACUACAGAAAUGCUGGUACAAAGCAUUUUGUGUGUUCUGUUAUGUCUGAAGGUCCUAUGUUAGGUGUGAAAUCGUACUGCAAAAAAGUAGGACUUUAGUUUUCAUAGUAUUUCACCAAUGCUAGAAAUGAUUCUUGUAUUGAUUAUUAAUGAAUGCCUAUGAAAACUUUAUAAUUAAUUUUAACAGAGGAGAGACCAAAUACUGUUGAAAUGUCAUUUAUAUGAAUGAAACGGAAAAGUUGGAAACCGUUUAAGCCACUUUGAGUGAAAGGUGAAUGGUUGUGGGGGAGGCUGAAAUGCGAGCUUCAGUUGUGCAGAUAUUCCCACUUGGCUUGCUUCAUUCCUUGUACAGCUGUUUUUGUCCUUUGGCGAAGCAGAUCUACAGCUGUGUUGCUGUACAUGUGUGUUUGUGUGUAUUUGUGAGUAAUUGCAUAGCAGGGCUGAAUGAAGGAAAAAAAAAGAUUGAAGAAAUCAGAUCCGCUUGGGCGUAUUGCAGAGAGCAAAUUUUUUUUUUUUUUUUCCCCGGAUGUAACCUCUUUGUAAAUGUUUGAGUUUAUGCAUUUUAUUAUUUCAUGCUUAGUUUCUUGUAAACUAAUGUAAAUAUUUUAUGACAGUUCCUGGUCAUGGUAUUUGUUUAAUUUUAAAUUGUGUUUACAUCAUGUGUGUGACGGUUUUGCGUGUAUAUUCUGUCUGUUUUAUAUUCCCCUCCCUGAUACAAACAAAAUCAGAACUAAAAUAAACCAGAGGGAAACCAUACCACACUGUUGCAAAAAUAUUUUUUUUACAAAAUACUUAAGAUGAAUAAAGGGAUCUAUUUUAUUUAGAACACGCUAGAAAAUGUAUGCUAUGUCUGCUAUGUGCUUUUUUAUACGGCCAAGCAUUUAUGUAUGAAUCAUUUCAACUUUUUUUGGAUAUUGUGUACAUUAAAAUGCUUUUUUUAACUAUUUAUAUACUGUACAGUAGGAAAUUGUGGUUGCCAUUCAAGGAAACUUGCAUUUUUUUGCAUCAGCCCAAAUGCUAUUUAUUAGUAUCAAAAAGCAAAAAAGUAAUUUGAUAUUUUAAUGUGAUAUUGCAUUAUCAUAAUGUACUAUACCUGUCAAAAGUAAGAAAGUAGGAAAGCUUUUUAAUGUUUAAACAGUAAGAAAGAUUUUUUUAUUAAAAGAAGUCUCUUCUGCUCACCAAGCCUGCAUUUAUUUGAUCCGAAGUACAGCAAAAACAGUACAAUUUUGAAAUAUUUUUUCUUUUUAAAAUAACUGUUUUCUAUUUGAAUAUAUUUUAAAAUGUAAUUUAUUCAUGUGAUUUUAGUGCUGAAUUUUUAACAUCAUUACUCCAGUCACAUGAUCCUUCAGAAAUCAUUCUAAUAUUCUGAUUUGCUGCUUAAAAAACAUUUAUUAUUAUUAUUAUUAUGUUUGCUGAGUAGAAAACAAACAAAACAAAACAAAAAAUUAUAAAAUUAUAAUGACUCCAAGCUGUUGAAUGGUAUAGUGUAUAAUGUUACAAAAGUUUUUUAUUUCAGACAAAUGCUGAUUUUUGAAUCCUGAAAAAUAAUGUACUCAACUGUUUUAAAUAUUGAUAAUAAUAAUAAUAAUAAUAAUAAUUAUAAUAAAAAAUGUUCCUUGAACAGCAGUUCGACAUAUUAGAAUAAUUUCUGGAGGAUCGUGUGACACUGAAGUCUGGAGUAAUGAUGCUGAAAAUGUAGCUUUUAUCGAAGGAAUAAAUUACGUUUUAAAAUAUAUUCAAAUAGAAAGCAGUUAUUUUAAACAGUAAAAAUACUCAAAUAUUGUAAUGUGUUUGCUGUGGAUCAAAUAAAUGCAGGCUUGAUGAGCAGAAGAUUAUUUAAAAUGCAUUAAAAAUCUGCUACACACUGUUUGUGUGUAUAUAUAUGUGUGUGUGUUUGUUUGUAUGUAUUUUCCAUAUAUUUAUAUAUUUGUAUUUUUAAGUUGUGAAGGAAGUGAUGGCUCUUGGGGUCUCAGGAUAAAGCUCUUCAUUUUUUCUUUCAAACAGUAGAGGUCCCCAGAGCUGUUUUCAAAUGCUUUUAAUGAGGAACAUGUGCGUUGACUUCAUACCCAUGUAUCCUUGAGCUCUCUGUCCAAUGCUUUUGAUUGUGAUAAAUAGACCUGUUGGCUGCUGCUUUUGUUGUGGGGUUGUUGAGGUCAUGAAUAGUUUAAUGCAGGAGAUGGAGAGUUAAUGUCCCCUUAUUUUUUGCACUAAAAUCACCCUGAGUAUUUGGAAGCAGGUAGCAUCAAAUAAAACAAGGCCCAUGCACAAUACAUGAAUAUAAAUAAUGAAAAAGGUGACUACAGUGUGAACUGUGUAAAGUUUACUCUGCUAUGGAUUUCUGUUCAAAAUAGGACCUUUGUAAAUAACCUCUGUGAAUAAUACAAUUAAAAGCAAACAAAUAAGUA